Molecule: messenger RNA, 420 nt
Organism: Caenorhabditis elegans
Lineage: Eukaryota; Metazoa; Nematoda; Chromadorea; Rhabditida; Rhabditidae
Gene: F56A4.3
Product: GST N-terminal domain-containing protein
Exons: 4
Coding region: 1-420 (139 amino acids)
Molecular function (GO): glutathione transferase activity
Source: RefSeq, marked reviewed
AUGGCCGUGCCACAACUUUACUACUUCACUAUUCGAGGAUUCGGAGAAUACAUCCGUCUUCUGUUCCUCGACAAUGGUAUCAAAUUCGAAGACAUUCGGUUCGACUACGAGGGGAAUGAAUGGCAAGAGUUUAAAAAAGGAAUGCUCCUUGGUCAGUUGCCAUGCUUGAAGGUGGACGGGCAAGAGAUUGUGCAGACUGGAGCAAUUAUGCGUCAUUUGGGAAGAGUUCAUGAUCAAUCGUCUCGCUCUCAUCGAUGUUGCCAAUGUCUGUCUAUCGGACUUUUUUCCAUUCAUAGUGAAGCAACUUUCUGUCUUGAAGAUUUUCGAAUUACAAGAUAUUGGUCCCUAUGGAGUGGCAAUAAAAAUGGUCGGAUGCCUGAUAGAAGCUCUGCUGUUCUGCAGAACCUUGAGGAAAAAUAA